Messenger RNA from Centruroides sculpturatus (bark scorpion), 599 nucleotides. RefSeq names its product 39S ribosomal protein L41, mitochondrial-like (gene mRpL41). Bases 31 to 534 code for a protein of 167 amino acids. Gene Ontology annotation, cellular component: mitochondrial large ribosomal subunit. NCBI's taxonomy places the organism in Eukaryota, Metazoa, Arthropoda, Arachnida, Scorpiones, Buthidae. Gene Ontology annotation, molecular function: structural constituent of ribosome. The transcript is spliced from 3 exons. The record is from RefSeq and is a predicted model, not a curated record.
UGUCGCCAUCUGUGGGUUAAAAUAAUCAAAAUGGCGGCUAACAUGUGUUUCUUGAUUCAAACAAGGAGAUUUAGUAUAACACAACUUGUAAACGGGAAAAGAAAUUUUAAAAAUUUUUAUUUUCCUAAUAAAAGAGGACCUAAACAAUAUAGAGAAAAUUUAAGAAAGAAUAAUUUAGUAGAUCAUCGUGGCCUUCGUGUUUCUUAUCUUCACUUUCCAAAUGGGGAAAAACUUGAAAAGAAGUAUUUUCCUGAACUUUUUCCAGAAUUGAUUGUACCAGAUUUGACAGAUUGCAAAUUAAAACCAUAUGUAUCGUAUCAAGCUCCAGAAGUUACACAAUCAGAGUUCACUGCAAAAGAUUUAUUUGAUGCUGUAUAUUCUAAAAAAAUUAUGGAUGAUUUUAAAUCUGGUAAGCUUGACAGUGAUGGAAAUCCUCUAGAACCAUCAGAAGAAGAAAGUCUUACUCCUGAAGAAGCAAGAAUAAGAGCUCGAAAAUCUGGAAGUGAUAUAUUUGGUUUUAAUCCUAUAUGUUAAUUUUGAGAAAAUUAAAAUAAUAAUGUUAUAUUCCUAAUAACUUGUUAAAAAAUAAUUUAUUGCAU